Molecule: messenger RNA, 1932 nt
Organism: Brienomyrus brachyistius
Lineage: Eukaryota; Metazoa; Chordata; Actinopteri; Osteoglossiformes; Mormyridae
Product: LIM and SH3 domain protein 1-like
Exons: 5
Coding region: 746-991 (81 amino acids)
Cellular component (GO): focal adhesion
Molecular function (GO): actin filament binding
Source: RefSeq, a predicted model, not a curated record
GAAAAUGCCCAAUGACAGAUUUAGGGCUGUUUGAAUGGAUAUAUAGCACCAUGACAAAGUAUUUGCUCCCUUCCUGAUUCCUUUUUUUAUUUACUUAUUUUUUAUCACUUAUUUGUCUCUGAUCUCUGAAAAAAAUAGCAUAAUACAAAAGACAACUUAAGUAAACAUAACUCAGUUUUUAAAUAACCAUUUGGUUCAGCUGAAGGAAAAACAUUCAUCCAUCCAUCUAUUUUCCAAACCGCUUAUUGGCUUAUUGGCUAAAUGGAAACAAUUAUGUAGAGAAGAUUUCUCCACAGUGAUGCCAAAAAGGGGGCAAUUAUUUUGUUACGUGGCUGAUAUGGGUGUUGGUGAAUAUAAAUAUUUGUUUUUUUUCCCUCUUCCUUCAGUGAAUUAAAUGAUCAUUUAAAAAUGGUGUUGUGUUCUUAGUAUGUUCUUUAUCUUAUUCUAAAUUUGUCUGGUUGUCAGACACAAGUGUGAUGGAUAAGCAAAAACAGAGGGAAUCAGGGCAAAUACUUCAUCACAGUACUGUAUGUAGCUAUAUGACUAAUGCUUUUCUCUCUACCUUUCAGCCCAACCCUGUAAAUAUGUAUAUUUCUCAGGGGCUUUUACUCUCCCUCUCCUGAAUUCUGUUCCUCUGGCUGUAGCAUUAAAACUCAAAGCAGACACAGGAAAACAAUCAUUGGAUCUACAGCAGAUUUUCGUGGUUUCUGGGUCUGUCUUCCUCUUUGGCUGGUUUGUUAUACAGAUGUUUGCAUACUGGUUGGCCAAAAAAGAAAAAAUAAGAAAAGAAUUGGGUUUGGUUGAGAGAAAGCAAGAUCCUGAGCUGGAGCAGGAGCGGUAUCGGGCCCUGUAUGACAACACUGCAGCAGAAGAGGAUGAAGUGUCCUUUCAGCACGGCGACAUGAUCCUGGAUGUGCAGCAGAUUGACGAGGGCUGGACAUAUGGGCAUGUGGAGCGCACAGGCCAGCAGGGCAUAGUGCCUGGCCAGUAAAAUAACAGUAUGAGGUGAAGAGCUGGGUGGGGAUCGGUGUCCUUGGCUUUGGAUAAACUGAUGCGUCAGUGCUGUCACUCUAGCCUUACACUAGAGUGCUGAUGUUCAGGGAGUCCCCAUGCCUGUGUUCCCGCCUGUCUCUCCCUCUUUCUCAUGCUGCUAAAGCCAGAUCUGCCGGAGCCUAGAUGAAUAUUGCACUCAAUCAUUUUGCUUGCACUGCCUCUAGUUUCCUCAACUCUGGCUAAUACACUAUUUUCUUACUUCCUCCCCCACCCCCACUACAGUAGAUGCAGAUGCAAGGUAUCAGCAGAGCAUGUAGUCACAGGAACUCAACUGGAAUUCAACUGGAAUUCAACUGGCCCGAUUAAAGUUCUGAUCUGACCUGCAAGAAAUUUUGCAUAUCGAAUGAACUCGAAUCCCUCCAAAAAACUGUUUCCGUAGGGGGUGUACAGUAUCAUGCGAAAUCUCUUCUGCUGUCUGAAUUCCCUCUGCCUGUGUUGUUAGGCUGAUGAAGCAAUCGCACUGAUGCAGUUUGAGGGCACCCUGUACAUUUCAGGAUACCCCAUACUUUCAAGUUCACCCUUUCCAUUGCAGCAAGAGUUCACAUAUCAGUAAAAUAUGAUUAGAAAUGUUUUGCAAAAAGUGUGGUUUUAUUAUUACUAAGAAAUUGUUUACAUUUAGAUUGCUGCUACAACUAACGUUUUAUUAGAUUAUUAAUAUUUAUAUCACUCUAUAGCUAUAUGUUUUAUUUGUCCUACUUAUAUAAAAUAUGUUCAUAAAUGUUUUUUAAAGGUGUGUUUUUAUUAAUACAAUAUCGUUUACCUUUAAUUUCAUAGUAUAACCAACAUGUCAUGUUAGAUUAUCAUUGUAUAUACAGAUCAUAUAUUCAGAUAUGUUUUCUUAACCAGCAGGAUUUUAUUACCUUAAUAAAUCCACAUAUU